Molecule: messenger RNA, 1434 nt
Organism: Puma concolor (puma)
Lineage: Eukaryota; Metazoa; Chordata; Mammalia; Carnivora; Felidae
Gene: SNX21
Product: sorting nexin family member 21
Biological process (GO): protein transport
Cellular component (GO): early endosome membrane
Molecular function (GO): protein binding; phosphatidylinositol phosphate binding
Source: RefSeq, a predicted model, not a curated record
AUGGGCUUCCAACGGUGGCAUAAUGACUUUGGAAAGUUAAGAGUGCUGGGUGGAGAUUGUGGGACAGAUUGGGGCCAACCGGGACUGACGGGAUCUUCGGGACGAGCGGGAGGUUUCACUGAGGGCGUGAGCCCCCUUAGAUUGGGUAGGAUCCCGCAGGAGGCUCGGGUUCGCCCAGGCCUACCCAGGAUUCCCAAGUCCCUCCCGGAGCGAAAGGCCCGGGAUUCCCGGGAGGCUCCGGGGAGCGGGCGGGGCCGGGGGCGGGGCGGCGGCAGGAAGCGGCCGGAGCGGCGCUCGGAGCGGCCUGAGCCCGGGGAAGCCCGGCCGGCCUCGGGUGCCAUGGCCUCACGGCUCCUGCACCGACUGCGGCACGCCCUGGCCGGCGACAGCCCGGGGGAGGCGGCGUCCGGCCCGGAGGCCGAGCAGUUCCCGGAGAGCUCGGAGCUAGAGGACGACGACGCCGAGGGCCUGUCCUCCCGCCUCAGCGGCACCCUCAGCUUCACCAGCGCCGAGGACGAAGAGGAGGAGGACGACGAGGACGACGGAGAGAUUGGCCCCGACCCGCUGCCGGCCGGGGACGGGGCGUCGGGGGAAGAUGCAGAACGAAGCCCCCCACCUGAUGGGCAGCGGGGCAGUCAGCCCCUCACAAGGCAGUUGCAGGAUUUCUGGAAGAAGUCCCGGAACACCCUGGUUCCCCAGCGUUUGCUCUUCGAGGUGACCAGCGCCAACGUGGUCAAGGACCCGCCCUCCAAGUACGUGCUCUACACCCUCGCCGUGAUGGGUCCAGGGCCACCUGAUCGCCAGCCAGCCCAGAUCUCUCGCCGCUACUCGGACUUUGAGCGGUUGCACCGAAACCUGCAGCGACAGUUCCGGGGCCCCAUGGCUGCCAUCUCCUUCCCCCGGAAGCGCCUGCGCCGGAAUUUUACCGCGGAGACCAUCGCCCGCCGCAGCCGGGCCUUUGAGCAGUUUCUGAGCCACCUGCAGGCAGUGCCCGAGCUGCGCCAUGCCCCGGACCUGCAGGACUUCUUCGUGCUGCCUGAGCUGCGACGGGCACAGAGCCUCACCUGCACUGGCCUCUAUCGUGAGGCUCUGGCACUCUGGGCCAAUGCCUGGCAGCUGCAGACCCAGCUAGGCACCCCCUCGGGCCCAGACCGCCCUCUGCUGACCCUGGCUGGGCUGGCUGUGUGCCACCAGGAGCUGGAGGACCCUGGGGAGGCCCGGGCGUGCUGUGAGAGAGCCUUGCAACUGCUGGGGGAUAAGAACCCCCACCCUCUGCUGGCACCCUUUCUGGAGGCCCACGUGCGGCUCUCCUGGCGCCUGGGCCUGGACAAACGCCAAUCAGAGGCCCGCCUCCAGGCCCUGCAGGAAGCAGGUCUGACCCCCACGCCACCCCCCAGUCUCAAAGAAUUGCUCAUCAAGGAGGUACUGGACUAG